Amborella trichopoda is the source of this 471-nucleotide messenger RNA. The record is from RefSeq and is a predicted model, not a curated record. NCBI's taxonomy places the organism in Eukaryota, Viridiplantae, Streptophyta, Magnoliopsida, Amborellales, Amborellaceae.
AUGGUAUUUAUAUCCAUCAACAAAAGUAUGCACUUGAUCUUGUUUCUAGUGCCCCGCUUGAAUGAUGCGAAGGUUGUUGAUACACCCAUGGAACUCAAUAUUAAACGUUCUGCACAUGUUGGAGAUCCUCUUUUUGAGCCUACAAUGUAUCGCAAACUCGUUGGCUUCCUCAUCGAUCUUAUUAUGACUCGUCCAGAUAUUGCAUAUGUUGUCCAUGUUAUGAGCCAAUUUGUUUCAGAUCCUCGACAACUACAUCUAUCAGCAGUUCAUCUAAUUUUAUGUUAUGUUCGAGGUACUUCUAUUCGUGGAUUAUUCUUUGACUCCACGUCCUCUUUAGAUCUUAGUGCAUAUGCAGAUGUAGAUUGGGCAGGAUAUUCAGAUACUUGCCGUUCUACUACAAGAUAUUGUGUGUUUCUUGGGUCAUCAUUAAAUUCAUGGAAGAGCAAAAAACAUGACACUGUUUCCAAGUGA